Actinia tenebrosa (Australian red waratah sea anemone) is the source of this 5620-nucleotide messenger RNA. RefSeq lists its product as uncharacterized. Gene Ontology annotation, biological process: metaphase chromosome alignment; mitotic cytokinesis; meiotic spindle midzone assembly. NCBI's taxonomy places the organism in Eukaryota, Metazoa, Cnidaria, Anthozoa, Actiniaria, Actiniidae. The record is from RefSeq and is a predicted model, not a curated record. Gene Ontology annotation, cellular component: kinetochore; nucleus; chromosome passenger complex.
UAAACGGUAAAGAAAUGUAAAAAAUAUAUUCUGCUUUCCUGGCCGAUUUUUCGUUGAAAGUAGCGACUGCUUUCACUGGAAUCGUGAUCGCUGGAUUUUUAUCUCGACUGAGUAAAAGAAACUACAGUUUUUAUAGAAUCUUUGGAGUUCARAUCCCAGAAGUUUGACAUUGUUUGGGUGAGCUGAUCUGGAAGUCGUCGAACAUCUAUCGACUCGAACUGAAAAACAGGUUUUUGAGCUGUAUUCCUGUUCGAUCGUUGAAUUGUGGACUUAUCUAUGUCAAAACGUUUUAACAGGACAUCGAAGAGUAACUACGACUUGUGAUUUGGGUCUUGGAAUUUGGUUAAACUCGAUCUUGCACCUCGUGGUCUUGUGUACUGGCUGAUACAAAUGAAGUAAGAUGGACGAGGMCGCAAAUCAAAAUCCAAUUCUUGGAUACUCCUUACACCAAAAAACCACCCAAUUAAUUGGAGAUUUCUUAAAGAACAUUUUGGAUAAUGAUUUUCAAUACUUGGAUGAAAUUCUUGCCGAGGUUAAGGAGCAUUUCGGAAGGCGAGACAGUGUGRCGCUUUUGCCCAAAACACCCUCUAUGAAAGGAAAGCGAAAACGUAUAGUAAGAAGUCUUGACGAGUCGCUUGAAAAUAAACCCUCUUCAUCCCCUGACAGAAGCCAGGAUAAGCUCAGAGAUGUCUGUCAAACUCCAGAAAGCAAAAAGCCUGCUAUAUGUCCUGCAGCAAGUCGAUCCCCUGCAGAAAUGAUUGAACCAAAAGGCCGCGUUACUAGAGCUAGAGCAUCUAGGACUAAAAAUGGUUCUGAAAAUGUUGAAGAUAGUGUAACCGGGAAAGCAAAAGGUAGAGGAUCAAAGAAGCAGUCAAAGGGGUCAAAACGACAAAAAAGAGGGAAGAAAAAUGACUCAAAACAACCGAUGGUAGAUAAUGAGGUAGAUAAGACUGAUGAAAAAGAAGCUACAGCUAAGAGAACAUCCACCAGAAAUAAAAGAAAACAAGAAGAAACAGAAGAUCAUCUUGCAGCUACUCCAGUCAAAAUGUCUUCACAUCAUGAUGGGUCACAAAUAGAUUCACCUGCRCAAUUGCAAUGCGUGACAAAGAAAUCCAAGUUAUUUGAAACUCCUGCCAAUGAAAUGCCGUCAUCUGUAGAAGUAUUUAUUCCUGAAACCCCCAAUAUUGAACCCAGUUCAAAGAAAGCGAGUAUUGAAAAGCCUCAAGCUGUCAUGCCUUCACUCCAAGUUGUUCUCACACCAACAUCAGUUGCUGAACCAGUUCAGGAAAUUUCAACACAAGCUAUUGAGGAAGAAAACGAAGUUAUGAUUAACCCUGUGCUUAUUGUGGAAGCAACCACCUACGGAAAUCAACGGAACGUCAAAAGCAAAACACCAGAGCCAAAAUGCCAGGAACAAGUAAUAAGUGAAGCGACUGUCUCAUCCACUAAGAAAACUAAUAGAAAAACGAAAUCCAGAGGUAGUAGAGCAAGUUCCUGCCGAGGUACAAAAAGGAAGCAAGACAGUAAGGAUGAUGGUGAACCAGCAGAGAUCUCGUCAUCCACCAACAAUGAUGAAGCAGGAUUAGAGGAAAGUAUGACAAAGAUGCAAAAGCUUGAGCAGUCUGACUCAGAUAAUGCAGUUGUUAGUUCAACAGUUAGCUCUCCUCCUAAAGCACAAAGGAAAAGCAAUCGUUUAUCUAAAGCAAGCACAAGGAGAUCARGCAGGUUGUCUGUGAAAGCAGCUCAAAAUCAGAGGAAUACCAAAAUUAGGAAAAGCAGAAGCCUUGUGAAAAGUUCUGUAUUACUUAAGUUAUCAUCAAAGAAAAUGAUGCCGAGUCUAACCCCUAAAAAAGACAAUGCUUCUGUUGAACCAGAAACAUUAAACACCAGCAAUGAACUAGACAAAGUAAAAGCCAAUUUAUUUGAAGAUCAAGAAAGCAAUAAAAUAAUAGAGGCAGGGAUUUUUCCAGAGAUUUGCGAAGCCUAUUCAUCUACUCCUUCUAAGACAACGAACAAAGAUUCUGCUGAAGAGAAUACUGAUGGAGAUGUUGAAACUGAGGAGGAAGAAUUUCAUGAUGCACAUGAAAGUGUGGAAGAAGUUGAUGGUGGUGAAUAUCACGAUGCCUCAGAGACCACUGAAGCCAUAGCUGAAGAAGUGGAAGAAAAAGAUGCCACGUCAAGACCAACAACUAGGUCAUCAUCCAGAAAUCAAAGCAGAGAAUCUCAAGUUAGUGAGGAUGGUGAUCACUCCUUCUGUAGCGGUUCAGGAAGCCAAACCUCCGACAAAGAAGGCAAUCUGAGUCAAUGUAGCUCUGAAAAUGAGCCAGAGUUACAAGAUGGUCAAAACAGGAAGGACAAAAAUCCAAUUUACAUUGGACCAACCAGGGUUAUCAAGAACCCAUCUGGAGUUAUUCAUUCGUUUAUCAAAAGAAACACACCAACAAAAAUAGAURAGAAGGAGAAAACUCGUUUGAUGAAAAAAGCCAUCUUGGAGAAACAAGAAAAAGAAAAGGAAAGAAUAGAACAGCUUGAAUUGCAAAAACAAAAGAAAAUUGAAGACCAAAAAAGGAGAAGAGAAGAAAAAGAAAAGAAAGCUGCAGAAUUACGCGCAGCUAGAGCUCGCGCAGAACGAGAACGAAGAGAGCAAAUGGAAAAGAGAUUAGACAUGAGGAAACAGCAGGAAGAAAAAGCAAGGAAAGAAAAAGAAAAGGAGGAAGAGAUGAGAAGAAAAGCUCGCCUACAAAAGAAAGCUGAGCUAGAUGCCCGUAGAAAGCAAGAAGAAGAACAAAGGCAGCAGAAACUUCAAGAGAAGGAAGAAGAAGCCAGACGCCAUGCUGAAAUGCUGCGAAGGAAAGCAGAAUUCGAGGAACAAGAAAGGCAAAGAAAAAUCGUGGAAGGAAAACGUCAACAGGAAUUGAGGGAACAAGAACUCGAAAGGGAAAGAGAACAAGAGAAAAUUCGACUCUUGAGAGAAAUCGAAGAAAAAGAACGUAAAGCUAAGGAAGAAAAAGAAAACGCAGAAAAGAAAAUGAGAGAAGAAAAAGAAAAAGAGGAAAAAGAACGCAAGAGAAUUGCACAGCUCUUGAGGGAGAAAGAAGAGCACGAAAGGAAAGAAAGAGAAAAGAAAGCAAGAGAAGAAAAAUGGCGCCAAGAACGUGAACGGAAACUUCGUGAGGAACGUGAAGCAGCGUAUCAAGAAGAACUCGAAAGAGAGAGGCAAAGACAUCGGAAACUCGAAGAACAACGCCUUGCAGAGGAGGCACGACUCAAAGCACUACACAAUGCUGAUUCUUAUGACAUGACGCCACCUCCGCCUCCUCGGAUUCGAAGCGUUGCAUYUACAGAAAAUUACAACAUAGAUGACAUAUGCAGUGAUGAUUCUACUGAUGAUGAAGACGCGCCAAAAAAGAGAAUACCAUCUUGGGCACAGGGAGCCAAACUAAAAGCUGCACUCAUCAAUCAAUCCAUGGGGAAAUUCGAUGUCGAAGCUAUUUUCGGUGGAGUCGCAAUGCCCAAUCUUGAUGAGAUAUUCACUUAUAAGAAGAAGAAGAGGUUCUAUCAACGUACAAGCUCUGCUCAUUGGGACUCGCCGCCAUUAAGGACCUUGAACAGAGGAAGUACAUUAAUAUAGUAAUUUUUAUAUUGAUUCUAUUCAAUUUGAAUUCGUAAUGUACCCUUCUCAAAAUUGUCCUGAAUGCUAGGCUGACAUGAAAACAUAAUAUCACACUUUUUCUCGAUGGAAUUUGUUGCAUUACUUUUGUCUUUUCAUGACAGCCUUGCAUUCAAGACAGUUUUAAGAAAAGGGUACAUAGAAAGAAAACGAGUGGAAAACGUCUACGCAUGCUCUACGUCUAAGGCAAAAGCUUUCAAUAUCGUUCUUAUUAUACAGUACAUUGGUCUCGCGAAAGUAUACUACUACAUACUACUACCCCCCCACUGUAUGUUAACAAAAAACGGGGGAAAAACAAUUCUCACCUAGACGCUAUUGGGCUCUUAGAAAACCGCGCUAACAUGAACGCAUGCGCGGAUGUUUUUCUCUAUUAUUCAUAUUUACASCGUUAUUACAAUGUCAUGUGUUCUUAUCCUGAAAGGUUCAGUAUCUUUAAACCAAUGGUCUGCCAAGGGACGCUUGCGUUACCCCUAAAUGACCAUGGCGCCAACACAUUUGUAAGUUGGGUUCAUGCGCCUGUGUUUUCACCAGGACGUGUAAAAGUUAUAAAUAACGAUGACGGUUUUUGGCCAAGUUAUUUUUGUAAAUAAUAAUUUAGAAAUCGUUGGAGAGGUUUUGCGAGCUCAUUUUCUGCMAAAAGAAGGGGAAUAAUACAUAAAAUUCUUUAGGUAGCAAUGUUUUAUUUUCUGCCAUCCCUUAUUACCAUCCCUUAUGGCAGUUUAAAUGAGUAAAACCCCUUUAAGGUUUUUGUUGUGUAAAUCACUCUUUUUUGUGCUUUCUAACGACUGGCAAUACACUGACAGAAUAUAUCUUACGCCUAACACGUUUUGAAAACAAAUUUUAGGAUAUUGUUACAAAAUGAAAUUUGUACCACUUAAGCCCCGUUUACACUGGCGAUUUUUGCUGCAAUUUUUGUGGCAAUUUUCGGAAAUAUGAAAUAUUUUGUCUCAUCCUUCAAAAGAGACAUUCGUCUGGAAAAAUCUUGGUAUCCUGAAAAAAGCUUUACAAGUAAAUUCUUUACCAUUAUUUAUCAUGGACAAAAUCGCAAAAAAACCGCUAGUAUAAACGGGGAUUUACAGUGCAACGUGCAAAAGUAGGACCAAAUUUAAUGUUAAGUAAUCAUAGUCCCCUCUCUGUCAUAGUCCCCUCUCUGUCAUAGUCCCCUCUCUGUAGCUCAUUGCCAAAGCAUCCGACUGGUAUCCGGAGGGUAACGAAUCCCGUCUCUGUGGACUCGGCGGUUUUCCGAGCCCCAGCAUAAGCUAGURAAUAUUGGAUAUCCUUUUAUCAUAUUUAAUGUAUUCGCAUACCUCUAGGUUUUCAUACUCUAAAGGCGCGAUUACAUGGAGCAAUUAUCUUUGCAACUUGUCUUGCAAUGGCRUUGCCACACAAGUUGCAUGGAACAUUGCAGCGUGUAACCAACAGCGCAACAAUUUGAAAACAUGUUGCGAGACAAGUUGCAGCAAUCGUUGCCAAAAGUAAAAUUCGUUUUUACCUUUGGCAGCGAUUGAGUCUCCGUGGCACUGUGUUAACACUCUUGCAACCUGUGUCGCAACGCUGUUGUGAGACAAGUUGCAGAGAAAACUGCUGCUUUAAUUGGGGCCUUACGACACAAUUGCUGCAACUUGUCUCACGACAUUUUUAUUCAAAUUGCGCUGUAGGUUAAACCCUGUAAUGCUCCAUGCAACUUGUGUGGCAACGCCGUUGCGCGACAAGUUGCCUUCAAAGCAACACAUUACGAUGCGAAGCUGGUGGGGAAAAGCCAUGAACAGAAGCAUGUGAAUACAUUUUUAAAAUGUGGUCAUUACUUUGCGCGUUGCGCUGUAAAMAUAUCGAUGGUAUUUGUAUAUUAUGCAGUUUAGUAUUACUAUAUCUUAAGCUCUCUUAUCCAUCUUAAUGAUGUAAACUAUACCAGCUUUCUUUAUUAAAUUUUUUAUCUUUGGUUUCAUCAUA